AUGGAUCACGAAGUAUUAGAUAAAACAACAUCUUCAUCAUUAAUUCUACCAAAAGAUGACAAUAAAGUGGUGAUAAUAUCUCCUAGUAAUGGAAAAAUUUUAAUUCGUGAGGACACUGUGCUUCAAGGGUGCGUGGGCUGUGGAAGAGCCCAAUUUACAUGUACGGGUAUCAAAAAGCAAUGGUCUGUUUUGUGUUGGGGUCAGCAGAUGGACAGGAGAUAUUAUUUAUUUUUAACACUUCUUUCGGCAACAUUUGCGCUUAGCCUUAUAGGAGCCAUAUUCUUCUGUUUUACAAACACAAUCAAUGAUGCUAUUUUAUCUAAUAUGGCGAUCCGAAACAACUCGAUCGCAUUCUCCAUGUGGCGUAGACCGACGGUGCGGCCUAUAAUGAAAGUACAUCUCUUCAAUUACACCAACUGGGAGGACGUACGAGAUGGUAGAGCUAGUAAACUUAAAAUUCAGGAUAUUGGGCCGUAUGUUUACUCCCAGCAGUUAGAGCGGGUGAACAUAAAAUUCGAGGGAGACAAACUUACAUAUCAAGAGAGGAACAAUUUUCAAUAUUUGCCAGAAAUGAGUGCUGGACCACAUUUUGACCAAGUGUUUGUUCCUAAUCUACCUUUAAUCGGUGUUAUUUCCAAAUCGCUGGAUCUGCCAACUGUGGUUACAUUCCCAUUACUAAACUCAUUGCGGUUCACGAACCAUCAUGACGCAUUCCUCAAGUUACCGGUUCAUAGAUUCCUAUGGGGCUACGAUGAUGACAUUAUAAACACGGCUAAACCGUUUUUGAGUUUAAAUGGGAAACUUCGUUUUGACAACUUUGGGCUACUUGUCACGAAAAACGGUACCGUUUCCGACAGGCUGACGAUAAAUACUGGUGAAAAUGACAAAGACAAGAUAAAUAUUUUGGAAAAAUUCAAUGGCGAUACUAAAUUACCAUAUUGGAGCAGCAAUGAGUGCAACAGUAUUGAAGGCUCUGACGGAACAAUAUUCCCCCCUGCGAUGUUGGAUAAGAACAGAACAAUCUAUAUAUUUUACGGGAACUUGUGUCGGCGACUGCCUUUUAACUACGUGAAGGAUGUCGAUAUUGGCGAUGGAAUUGAAUUACUCCGGUACUCAAUGCCUAGAACAGUCUUCGAUGAUCCUGGUCAUUAUUCACCGAAUCAAUGUUAUUGUAACAUUGAUACCGCUAGCUGUCCGCCACGAGGAGUCAUUGAUCUUAGCAACUGUACUAUGGGUGCUCCAUUACUUGCGUCCUUCCCUCACUUCUACCUCGGAGACCCCAAACUGCGUGAGCCGUUUGAAGGACUGGAGCCUAAUCCUGAACUCCACGAUUCGUACCUUGAUAUUCACCCAACUCUUGGAAUUUCGCUUAGUGGAAAAUCGAGUUUACAACUCAACAUAAUUGUACGAAAAUCAUCAUUUAUCAGCACACUAAACUUUUUGGAGGAAAAAAUGAUUCUGCCAGUUGCAUGGAUUCAAAUGACGGUUGAAGAACUCCCUGAAAGCCUCCGAACGCUCGUGUACCACGGAACUUUUUCAACGGCGGCAGCUCAACUCGGAUUAACUGUAUUUUUCAUACUAACGUUGAUUAUUUCUGGGCUAUGCAUUCUCAUCAUGUUGGUAACACGAAGGAAAAAGCCAUGCGCGACAGUGAAAAUUAUACCAAAUGAAGAGGUCAAACUUAGCUGA
Pieris macdunnoughi is the source of this 1689-nucleotide messenger RNA. The record is from the annotation of a GenBank genome assembly. NCBI's taxonomy places the organism in Eukaryota, Metazoa, Arthropoda, Insecta, Lepidoptera, Pieridae.